GGAUUUUGGGUCUGUGUGAAAGGCCUGCGACUGGCUCUCAUCAUCACGAUGGAUGUGGUGCAUGUUACGCGAUACUUGAGAGCCCCUCGCUGCGUUUCGCGUUCAAACUCGUCGAAUGUGAAGCGAAGAAAAACAAAAAAUAGGAAGGAAAAAGAAAAAAAACCCGGUCGGCGUUGGGGGGGAAUUUUCGGCGUCGUCGGCGUCGAUACGAUGGGAAAAGAAAUAACGCGCUGCGUCGGUGUGGUAGACGUUUGAAGCCGAAGGAGAACACAAAACAACGGAAAAGAGGAAUUAUGUGUAUCUCUCUUUUUUUUUCUCUCUCUCUCUCUGCAACGACGAAUGAGAAUAUGAUUACAACCAUUUUGAGCCUAAUAUAACUGAAGUUUAAUGCCCAGAAAUGUAUUGUUGUUGCACGAUGAAGAGAGCGAGGCGAAAACGAAAAUAAGCAGGUUUAUUAUAUCUUAUGUCUUUGAUGAUGUAUACGUGGAAUUUCGGUGAGAGGAAGGAAGGAAGAAGUAGAAGUUAAAGAGGCCUUGGAUUUUGUUAUUUUUCUUUCUUUUUUUUUCUCUUUCAUUCUUUUUCGGUUGCGCUUAAAAGCUCCCGAGUGGAGCCACCGAAACUUUUAUUUCUGAUAUUAUAAAAAAAUAUAUAUAUAAGAAUAACACCAGCCGUCCAGGAAAUAGUAGAUCUUGGCGUUAGACACUGCCCGUAUAGCCCAAGUGUCUAAUAUCACAUGGCAGCACUAAAUAACGUCCACACUCAACUCUGUAACUCUCAUGGCUCCAAGGUGAAAUUGUAACGGUUGUGUUCAGCCGAGGUUGAAACGAAAACAACCGAGCCCUCCCGAAAAGAAUUUCAACAUUAUCUUCUUUUUUUUUGUUAUUAUUUUUAAAUCAAACGGAAUGGGCCAAGUAUCUUCCUUUUUUUUCCAAUGGGAAAACUUAGAGUGUCUUGUGUUUGUUAUAAUUUUGCCUGGUUUUCUUAUGCAUAACUCACCCGGUGUUACGCAAAUGAAGUUGGUCAACAACAACAGCAACAAAAAACGACGUUCCUCCAAGAAAUUGGGCCAUUAAUGAGGCAUUUAAUUUGUGUCGUAAUGUCUCAAGUUUCUCUCGAGUCGAUUCCGAACACGUACUAAACUUAUACUAUUAGAACACUACCCACUAAAAGCGAAUACACACACCGGUUUACUGACUGGGUUAGGAGAAGGCCGAUGUGUGGGUUAAAAAGGUGUUCUUUUUAUUUUUUUAAGUUGUCAUUAACUUUCAUUGGCUCUUAAUUUUUUUUGUAGGCUCUUUUUGAUUUGAUUCUGACACUCAUCUUUAAUUCUUCGCCUUUUAAUAGCGCAUCCUGGUGUAGACGAAUAAGGGGGGGGAGGGCGGAACUUAGUCGAGGUGGGCGGGGCUCUCGCCCGAGCCUUAGUCAUCGAUUAUCGCUGGGCCACUUUAUUUUUCGAUCGAUAGUUGAAAGUGAAAAGUGGGCGGAGAGCCAUUCACUUUUUACGAGCGGCAUUUUCAAAUUUUGUAUGGAGUGACAAAUUCGACCGCCAGAUGCCUCCCACGUUGUCUAGACUGAAGCGCCAGUGGAAAAAUAGCGACGAGCGCUCCAACUGUGUCCUAGCUGCAUCCAUGAUGGCGGCUUUAGCGUCGUUGCCAGAUUUGGUCGUGUGUCGCUUUUCCCCCUUUUUCUUUUUAUUUCUCCCCAUUUUUAUUAUUUUCUUCCUUUUUUUCCCUUUUUUUAUGAUGUGGUGGCGCCGCAUCAUCGGCGGCCAUUGUUGUCUCGCCCCUCUCCUCCGCCCCCUCUCUACCCUAUCCCCCCCUCCCUAGUCCCUACCCUAUUGCAUCCAUCCCAUCGCGGAUGGAUGUGUGGCGCUUUCGGCAUCUGCGCCGUGCGUUCCGGGGGGAGGAGUAAUGUCCUUACGGGGGCCGGAGUCGAGUGGGAGAGAGGACGGCUGGUGGGUGGCGCUCAAGAGUCUCUACCUGUCCCACCAUUGGCUUGUCUUAUUUACCAGGGCAGAGACGGCCUGGCCCUCUGUGAGCUGGCCCCCUUGCGGUCCGUCUCGUUUCUCCUCUCUCUCUCUGACUGACUGACUGUGUCUGCUCUGGGCUUCUUUUCUUCUUCCCCCGGCUGGCACCCCCCACUAACGCCGACUGCACACACACACAGCGACUAGUGCCCAUACAAACGCUAUACGCCGCGCACGGACACACAUCCGCCCGUGGAAUCGACCGUGGUAAUCUAACGAGUGUUAUAGACGUGCAUCUAUAUACACCGUCGCCGACCGCCGACGCAACACGCCGCAACCCAACGCUACGCCGCCGCAACGCGAAGCGAAAAGUAGCGCAAGAAGGAAACGAAAAAAAACCCAAACAACAAACCCAGUGCGAUUUGGAAUUCCAGUUUGUUUCGAUUGUUUCGACGGAAAUCUCUUUGAUCGUUCGCCCGAGUUGUUUUGUUUUUUUCCAUUUUAAUUCGAGUUGUUGUCUCUCUGUCGUUGGGGGUGCUGGUGGUGAUUGCUUCGUCGGUUAUUUCGGCUGCUGGAUUCAUCCGUUUGCCAAAAGAAAAGAAGAAGAAAAAGUUGUUGUUGUUGUUCCGCCGGAAGUUGUUGGUUUGUUCACAUUUGAAACCAUUCAACAGUUUUGGUCGUGGGCGCAUCGUGUCCACCGCCAACCCAAUCAGCUACAAAAAUUGAUCCGACGGCCAUCAUGAGUUCGAAAUUUCUGGACAGCAUGCUGACCAAAUAUCAAGCGGAGGCGGCCGGAGCGGCCGCCGUUGCCGCCGGAGGUUCCAGCUACUCUUCGCAACACGCCCGGAUGUACCCGUACGUUUCGGCCAUGGGUCAGAGCGGCUUUCCCGGAGGCGUGGCCGGCUAUUCGAACGCGUUGGCUAAUGCGGCCGAAUCGGCGGCGGCGGCCACAGCGGCGGCGGCCCAGGCCGACAAGCAGUGCCGAUACACGGGCAGCGCGGCGGCGGCGGCUUCGAUGGCCGAAGCCAUGGUCAACUACUCGCUGGGGGCGGCCCACCAGAACGGCGUGGCCGGAGCGGCAGCGGCCAGUAUGGCCCAAGCGGCCGCCGCCAAUUUCUACCAGCAGGCGGCCAGCGCGGGAGGUGCGGCGGCGGCUGCGGCCGCAGCGGCCGCCGGUGUCGAUCCCAACAACCCGCUCUCGGCUUGCUCUCAAGGCGGACCACCGACUGGACUAGGCGCCCUGGCCGGCGUUCAUUCCGGCGGCGGACCAGACAUUCCACGCUACCCAUGGAUGUCCAUCACCGGUUUCCCAUAUGCGACCGGAAUGGAUGGAUCAGGUUCUUUCGCCUCUCACGACGGUUUCUCACACGCUGGAAUCUGCUCAGGACCCAAUGGCUGCCCGAGAAGAAGAGGUCGCCAGACGUACACGCGCUACCAGACGCUGGAAUUGGAGAAAGAGUUUCACUUUAAUCACUACUUGACAAGGCGGAGGCGGAUCGAAAUCGCUCACGCCCUUUGCCUGACUGAGCGGCAGAUCAAAAUCUGGUUCCAGAAUCGGCGCAUGAAGCUCAAGAAGGAGCUGAGGGCCGUCAAGGAGAUCAACGAGCAGGCCCGUCGCGAGCGCGAGGAGCAGGAGAGUUCGAUCCGCAACAGCGGCGGAGGUGGCGACCAUCACGACGGCGGACACAAGAGCAAGCACCAGCAGUCUCACCAUCACGCUUCGUCGUCGCAUCACCAGCAGCAGCAGCAACAGCAGCAGCAUCACGGCCAGCAGCAGCAACUGGGCCAGGACCGGCACCACGUCCAUCAUCACGAUCUGCUGCAGGCCGCCGCUUCGGCCAACUACGCCGCCGACAUCAGCAAAAUGGCCGCCAAGAGCCUGACAUAAGAAACGACGACGUCCAACUUUAAAGCGAAACAAACCAAAAUUGCCAGGUGACAACUAAACAACAAAACAACAUUCACAUCAUGUAGCAAACACAACGACGUCAGAUUUUCACGAGAAAAUCGGCGUCCCCCUUAUAUUUCCUCCCCCCUCCCGUUUCAACACCCACUCGCACAAACUAUAGAUAUAGAAAUACGUAAGACUCUAUAACCUCCCCAAGUGAAGUUUGACUGCCUUGUAACAUCCGAUACUCUUUGAUGGCCAUCUUUCCCCCUACCAGAAACGAACGUUCCCCGCACCACCUCAAACUAAAUAAUCUUCUUGACAAUUUUUUCUUUUCCUUAAUAACUAUUUCCACCUUGUUCAUUUUUUCUUCUUCUUCUUCAUUUUAUGUGUGUGUGGUUCACAUUUAUUUCUUUUGACCAACGAAGAAGAAGAGGAUCGUAAUUGCUUGCCGGAACCGCAUUAUCUGUGGGCGGAACCGAUUUUUUUUUCUUCUUCUUUUCUUCUUGGAGCGCGGCAUAAUCGAACCCCGAAAGUGGUGAGCUCCGUCUCUCUCCUACUCACCACAAAAUUCCCUUUUUUUUUCUUUUUUUUUCCCGAACCUCAUCAACACCUGGAGUCGCCCAUUUCGAACAUUAAAGGCAAGAAGAAAAACGGGGCGGCCCCUCAUUGCGCGGCGCAUCCUGUCGCUUUUAUUUCCGUUUCUCCAGCGGGGAGUCCAGAUCAAAUCCGCCGGCUUAAUGUUAUAAUCUAAAAAAGAAGAAGAAGAAUUCCAUAAGUCAGUCACGUAUGUGCGACUACUACGCCGCCAUCUUAUUCAAAAGAAGAAGAAGAAGAACUUUGAACUCUUUUCUACGUGCAACUUACUAUACACAGCCCCGGAUUCUUCACCAUUCGAUUCUCUCCGCUACACACCCGCUUGCUGCUGAGGCUAUAUUUCCCCCUCCGCUUUUUUUCUUUUUGGACACAAAUGGCGACCACCAGUCUUUCUUCUAUUCACGGUCGGACAGAGACACAUCAAUCAGCAUUUGUGGGCGAACAGAAAAGGAAAAGAAAAAGGGGGAGAGAAGCUUUUUUCUUCUCUUCCGUCCUGGAGCUCCAGCUCCGUUCCAGGCCGUUUGAUCCAUCUCCUCUUUGUCUCUACACGACUCCCGAUGGACUGCACCACCACCACCACCCCGGAAAAAGAAGAAGAAGAACCAAUGUGAGUGCGAACGCACAUAACCGACAUUACAUCGCCUGCCUCCAUCUCUCUAUAGAGACUAGCGCACGUCGUCCAGCCCGCCCGUCGCCCACUCUGCCCCGGUUCCAAUCAGCAAUUUGAUUAUCGAUGAUGAGAUGGCUCGAGCGGGAGAUGAUUGCGUGUGAAGCCAUCCGCGAAACGGGCACAAACGGCCUCGUCUAUACACUAGUAGUGUAGUGUAGUGUGCUUGCUGCUGCUGCACUACAGUCACAACAAACCCCCGCGGAGGAUUGCAGCUCCGGAAUGAUUGGUUGGCUCGCCCCUUCGGGCCAAUGGCCGCUCUCUUGUGUUCAGAGCGGCGGCCCCCCCUCACUCACUCACUAUGAUGGCUGAUAUGCUCUUUGCGUGUUCCAACGCCAUUGGUCUUUUUAUUUUUCUUUCCUUUUUUUUUCUCUCUAAAAAUUAUCCAAAAAUCUGAAACGAUUUUUGUGUGUUUUUUUCUUUCCAGCUCCUUUUGUGUUUGUGGGUGUUUUCAUAUUCAGAUGCGUAUUUUUUUUUUUUGGUGCGUGCGAGCGUCGUUGCGACGGGCAAAGGCCAAAGUUCGUCGUUUGAGCAAUGGAGAAAUAUUAUAUUAGGCCCACCUCCGAGUCAAUCAGAGAGUAGUAAACAAACCAAGCGAAAAGAAAAUGAAAACUGAACAGGGAAAUUUCUUGAAACAAAAAAUACGUAAAACAAAAAUUAUAUUUUAGUGCGAGUCCCCCCCCCUCCCUACUUCCCUUUUAAACUCUUAUAUACGUAAUGUUUUGAUCUGUUUUUUUGACACUGAACUACUUGAAAUACGUAACGCAACUUGUAGUCAUCACACAAACGAUGAGGUUCAGGUGAGCCUGGCCAAUUUGGAUUGGAUUCUUUUUCUUUCUAUUUUUAUUUGAAUUGGAAAUGAACACACAAAAAUAAUCGAUGAACUUAUUAUACGUAAAGAUUUGUUGUUCUUCACAAAACAACAGCUUUUUUUUGGGUCUUAAAAUUGAACUCGUGUAACUUUUUUCGGUUGCUUUUUUUUCUCUCUCUCUCUCUCCCGUUCUGGAUAAAAGAACAAAAGAUAAAUGGAACAGAAAUACGUAAUGCAUUUGUACAACCGCCGUUGUUUGGUUGAAACUUUGUUUUUUUUUCAUGAGGGACGCUUUUUUUAUUCUAAUUAUUAUUCAAAGAAAAGACAAAAACAUUUGUUUGUUGUGUGUGGUGGGUUUUCGUCGUCGUGUUUGUCCGUCUUUGAUUCUAAUUUUUUCGUUUUUUGUUUCUGUUAUGUGCUUUUAUCUCUCUGACAUCGUUGGGUAUAUGUUGCGUGUGGAUGUUUGGAAUUAUUUUUCGUGAGUUUUUCGUGAGCGUGCUGACCGUUUUCUUUCGCACUGUGCGCGGGACAAAUUUUUCUUUUUCUACAAACCCCCGGGGUUUUUUUUGAAAUUUUAUUGGCAAUUAUCGGGGGAGGGAAAAUGAAGAGGAGGAAUCAAAAUUUUUGAAGUGGGUCAUUUUCUUGCGGGGAGUUGGGGGAGGGGGGGUUUAAGGGUGAGACUAUUACGAGAAUAUUACUUUUUAAAAAAAUGUAGAGGCUGUUGUCGUUACCGGCAGACGCCAGUUUUGACGAGUCAUCUACCGGAGUGAUGAUGGGAAUAAUAUUUUCAUCUCUCAUUUCGCGUGAAUUAAAAAUUUCGGGACUUUUUUUUCCAUCUAUUUUUAUUGCGUCGUAUUAAAGCCAUUCGCACCCCGCCCAUUUCUCUCUCUCGUCAAUCCCCUCCAAACUCGUUUAUGAAGUAUUAAUCCAGUAGAACAUGUUUUGAAAAACUCUCGAGAAAAAAUCAUUUGGGGUUUUUGAUUUAUAUUUUUCAACUCGCUUGUGAUAUUUCCGAUACCACAAACACACAAACAAACAAAUGAAAUCAUUUUUUUUAAUCAACAAUUUUAAAAAUGUCCCCCCACUCCAAACUGCCAGUAAAAAAAAAAAUCUAUUUAAAAAAACCAGUGGCCAAUUAUUAAUUUUUCGACUUGGCCGUCGGACGGAUCGAUUUAGACAGCGACGGGCGUCCGUGUUGAAUCGUUCCGUCGCGUUUCGUGCGCCAUUCGCUGGAAACUAUUGACCACUCUCCACUCUCCUCCUCCUCCUCUAAACAAGAAAGAAAAACCCUCGAGUAUACGUCAGCAUUGUGAUUGUGUACUACCACAUUUGUGCGUCCAUUUUGUCUCUCGACUAUCUCUUCAUUUUCUCUCGCCCGAUGAUUCCAUUAACGUGAAGAAAACAAAAAACCAACCAACAAACAAACAAACCGCCAUGACACAAAAAUGAUGCCCAUCUCUUUCUCUCUUGAUGAUGAUGAUAAUAACGCAAAUACGUAAAAAAUGCGAGGGUCGUAAUGAAAAUUCGGACUCGUGCCAGUUAUUAUAGACAACCAAAAAAGAAAUUAGAUACGUAAAAAAAAAACAUUGAUCGUCCGUGAUGAUCGUGAACAAGUGUGUGUUUUUUAAUAACCCAAUGAAUUUUUUUUUCGAAUUUCUGUUUGUUUGUCCCAGUAAUUUUUUGAUUUGUUGUCUCUAUUGGUAAAAAUGUUCUCGUUCGCUCUCUUAUUUUUUAAAAUGAAAUUUGAUUAUCUCCUCCUAUUAUGGCAAACAACAAAAAAGAAACAGGCUAGAAAACGAAAAUACGUAAAACAUUGAGAUCAAUACUCGAGAGUAUCUUAUAGCCUUAUAAAGGUGUUGCAUUUUCUGAUUUUGUCGAUUCGAUUUCAUUUGACUUUGUUGUUUCGAUUUAGCUUUUAUCCCUCGCGAUUGAUUGAUUCUUCGUGCGUUUGUUUUCCCCCCUCUCUCUCUCUGUGUUUGUCUGAUUGUGUAAAGUUAGUGGAGGGGGGACGUUUUAUUUUUUAAAAAGAGGCCAACGCGGGAACUUGUUUGUAAUAUCGAAAGCGUUCGAGCUAAACAUUUUACAAAUUUAUCCACCAGGUUUAAAAAAAAAGUAAAUUUCAAUGUUUCUCUGUUUGAAUGACGAAAAACGAAACCUCAUCACGUUUUUUUUUUUAAUUAUUAAUAUUUUUUUCAAGUUUUGAUUGCGAUUGCUUCUCGUGUGUGAAUGGGUGCCCCCGACGAAUUUUUGAUUUUUUAAUUACAUAAGAAGAAAAACCUCUCCCGACCGAAUUAUACAUUGUCAUCGUUCUUCGCAUUCUUUUCUACAAAAUUUUCCCUUUUUUUUUUUGUUUUUCCAACCAACUUGUCUCCGGUUUAUCAUCAUCCUCUCUCGAAGUUGAUUGCGUAAACGGAGAAGGGGCAAGAAAGGAGAGAAAAUGAAGAGAAAAUUUUGGGGUUUAAAAGAGAAGAACGAUGACCCCCCACGCAGGCAGUUUUUCUUUCUAGACAACAAGACAACAAAAAAAAAGAAAAGAAAAGGAAAAAAAAAUAAUAUCGUGUGUUUUCGUCUUUUAUAUAGUUACACUUGAUGUUGAUUCGUUAUGUCCCUAUUUCCCCCCACCCAUUCACCCCCCACCCCUCUCUAUUUUGAAAAAUAAUUUCUCUAUUUCCCGACCGUAGUACUAUACUCACUCCCUCGCUGAUGUGUUAACCAUCUUUUGUCUUUUUUCUUCAAAGCCACCGGCCCGACAUCGUUAUCGUCAAGAUCCUGAAACGAUGAAAAAUUGAUUAGCUAUUAUUAUUAGGAUCCGCUCAACAACAGCAACAACAGUUGUUUCAGUUUUGUUUUCCACAAUAUACCGGUUCCAGACAGAAACAGAAAUUGAUCGAGAAAAUGCAGAACUAGUUGGGGGGGAUAUUUUUUAGUAGAUAUUCUCGCAUUUUUAUUAAUAUUGUUUAGGCUCCUCCGUAAGCAACAAUCACAAUCCUAUCUGUGCAAUAAGGAAAAAAAAGGCAAACAAACCUAUUAUAAAAUAGAAAGAAAGAUACCAACUCCCAAAGAAGUAGCGAAUCCAAUUUUCUGUUGUUUUUUUUUUCUUCUUCUUUUUAAUUGCGAAAUAAAAUAUUAAAAAAAUGUGAAAAAAAAAAUUAAUAAGUGUACAGAAAGAUUUGUUUCUUUUUUCGUUGCGGUCGUGUGUGUGUUUGUUGUUUUCAGGAACCGAGUUUUAAAAAGACAAAAAUUACUUUUUUUUUUUCAUACACAGUGAGACUUUAUAUGGAGCUGACCUCUCUCUCUCUCUAUUCUCCCACCUUCCACUUUUCCUUGAAAAUUGGGAAUUUUUUUUAUUUUAUCAUUAUUAUUAUUAUUAUUAUUAUUUCUAAUAUUCAAAAAUGAAAUGAACAAAAAUCCCCAUUUCCCUUCCCUCUGUCCCCCCUCCCCAACUUCUAUUCAGAAAAUUAAGUAUCGUGUGUGCUCCCCCCUCGCUUAUUGUAUCUUUAUAUUACAUGGUUACGUUAAUUUUGUUUUUUUCUCCUUUUUGCUGGCUCAGUGAACGUGUUAUUUCUCUAUCCUCUUAUACGUAUAAUAAGCUCAUUCUCUGUCUCUCUCUUUCUAUUUCUCUUGUUUUGUUUAUUGUUUUUUUUUCUUAAUUAUUAAUUAAUUUCAACCCAAAUAAUUCACUCCGACCCCGCCCCUGUCUCCUCCCCCCACACUUAAAACAAGAAAAUCUCGGAAACAUUUUGACGUUUCGUCUGUCGUGAUUUUUUUAAAUUGAUUUCGGUGACAUUCAAACGUUACAACAACAAUCCCCCACUAAAUAUGUCAAAUCGGUCGUGAAAAGAAGAA
Messenger RNA from Daphnia pulex (common water flea), 9775 nucleotides. Its product is annotated as homeobox protein abdominal-A homolog. NCBI's taxonomy places the organism in Eukaryota, Metazoa, Arthropoda, Branchiopoda, Diplostraca, Daphniidae. Gene Ontology annotation, molecular function: RNA polymerase II cis-regulatory region sequence-specific DNA binding; DNA-binding transcription factor activity, RNA polymerase II-specific. Gene Ontology annotation, biological process: negative regulation of transcription by RNA polymerase II; anterior/posterior pattern specification. The transcript is spliced from 4 exons. The record is from RefSeq and is a predicted model, not a curated record. The coding region runs from base 2706 to 3854 and encodes 382 amino acids. Gene Ontology annotation, cellular component: nucleus.